GCCCCCUGCUCCCGCCCCGUAGCCUCUCUUCCCAGCCCGCGGAGCUCCCGGAGACCCCGACGCCUGCGUUCAAGCUCCCCCACCCCUCUUCCGGGCAGCAUGGAGCAGUACCAGGGCCUGACGGACAACGAGCUCAUUGCCAAACUCAAGAGCUACCAGAUCUCGCACGGGCCAGUCGUGGGCUCCACACGGAAGCUCUACGAGAAGAAGGUUUACGAGUUGGAACGGCAGCGCACGACGCAGGGGGGCCCGGGGGAGCCGCCAGAGCCCCUCACUACUGAGAGCUUCAUGAGAGAGUUCUACAAGUACCCCGAGGACGGGGCUCGGGCCCGAUACCCGGCAGAGGACCCGAGUCCCUCCAGGCUCUACAUCCGGGAAUCCUACAUGACACCAGACCACUCCGUACUCCCCAAUCGUGGCUAUAGGCGCGAAGAUCUGGAUACCUACCAGGGCUCCUACACAGAGGAGCCCCCUGCCCGGCUUUACAGCGACCCGCUACGGCCUGGCAAGGAGGAGCCCGGCGCCAGCAGCCCCUGGGGGGAUGCUAUUGAGAGGGACAGCACUGCCUACCAGCGCGUGGCGCCGCGCCCCUCCAUCCGACCCGGGUCCAGGGGCGGGCCGGGCGCGGGCACAGGCGUAGCGACUCCCGGCGCCCCCCGGCGCUUCCUGCCUCUGUGGCUGCAGCUGCUGGUGUUCGGGGCCGUGGCCGCUUUCCUCACUUUCGUCUACUUCGCUCUCCAGGGCGGCGCCAGCGACAACCCCUUUCCCCGCAGCCUACAGGGCUGAGGGGCCGCGGUCCACCCUGCUCCCCAACCAGAGAUUCCUAGGAACCCCCCUUCCCCACAGCCAGCCCAGCCGCCCGCAUCCAGGGGCCCCCAGGCACUGUUGCACAGACCUAGAGACUGCCCACACCCAGGCCCCAGCCUCUAACACCAGGGCCUCCAUAACUGGCCCCACCAAAACCUCUCAGGGGUUGUCCAGGCCCACACAUGCACCCAGGAACCCCUCCCUAGGACAUACUGAGGAUCCCUCCCCCCACAGCUGGAGCCCCCCAAUACCCAAGGACUUUCUCCUACACAGAUCCUGGGGAACCCUCCAAAACUUCCCAUGGACCUCCCAUGGGACCUCCUUACACCCUGAGACCUCCUCCGGGCACCCUGGGGACCACUCCCCUGUAUUUAAGGCCCCCCAUUCCCUCCUAACCCCCCCUCAAGGUGCACUCAGGGAUAGCCCCACACUGCAGAGACCCCCCCAUCCCCACUUCCAAUGGGACACCCCAACUACCAGAAUCCUGCCCAACCAGCCUGCUCCCCUGGUAGUCCAGGGACUGCCCCCAUACACAGACCUGCACCCUGGAUCCCUCAAUUUCCCCCAGCCACCCCCCCCCCAGUGCCAAUCCUGCCCCUCCACUCACUCCCAGCCCCUCCCACCCUCAGGCCCUAACAGCCACCCCCAGGUUACCCCCAGCCCUGCCCCACUCCAGCCCAGAGAACUCAGUCAUCCCGGUUCCCACCCUUGCAGGUGGGGUAAGGCAACUCCUAUCCCCCCCCAGUGGAGAAGUUGUUUGGGGGUUGCCUAGCAACAGCUGUCUUUCCAUGAAUCGGAGGUUAUUUUGUGCCAUGUGGGGCGGGAUCCAUUAUUCUGGGGGCAAAAAAAAUCCCAAUAAAAAUGUGGGUUUUUUA
Molecule: messenger RNA, 1682 nt
Organism: Alligator mississippiensis (American alligator)
Lineage: Eukaryota; Metazoa; Chordata; Crocodylia; Alligatoridae
Gene: EMD
Product: emerin
Exons: 7
Coding region: 100-786 (228 amino acids)
Cellular component (GO): nuclear envelope
Source: RefSeq, a predicted model, not a curated record